GGCCGUGACGGGGUCAUAGCUGAGCGUGUUUUGUCUUUUGUGGUAAGCAGAAGAGUGAAGUCCGAUCAGACAGCGGCGUCUCUUCCCUCUUCCCCGGAUCCUUUCAAAACUCCCUCCCGAACCUCUCCCCUUCUACCCUUGCCACCCUACCCACCCCCAGAGCACACCUUCAAGGGACAGUUCCGACUUUCAGCCAGUAGCCAAAACCUCUUUUUGUUGGUCAGUAAGCAGUCUGGAUUGAGCAGCAGAGAUGGACUCCAGUCUGGUUGAAGGAGGACUUAAUGUCACUUUAACCAUCAGGCUACUCAUGCAUGGGAAGGAGGUGGGGAGCAUCAUUGGCAAAAAAGGGGAAUCAGUGAAGAAGAUGAGAGAGGAGAGUGGUGCUCGCAUAAACAUCUCAGAGGGGAACUGUCCUGAAAGAAUUAUAACCCUCGCCGGACCCACUACUUCCAUCUUUAAAGCGUUCUCCAUGAUCAUUGAGAAGCUAGAGGAGGACAUCAGCAACUCAAUGACCAACAGUACGGCCACCAGCAAACCUCCAGUCACCAUGCGCCUUGUUGUGCCUGCCAGCCAGUGCGGCUCACUCAUUGGCAAAGGUGGCUGUAAGAUCAAAGAAAUCCGGGAGUCAGCAGGAGCUCAGGUACAAGUAGCAGGGGACAUGCUACCCAACUCAACAGAGCGUGCCAUUACCGUUGCAGGGACCCCCCAGUCCAUUAUUGAGUGCGUCAAGCAGAUCUGCAUUGUUAUGCUUGAGUCGCCACCAAAAGGAGUGACCAUCCCUUACAGACCCAAACCCUCAGGCUCUCCUGUCAUCUUUGCAGGUGGUCAGGUGAAGAACUUUUUUCUUUUUAAGAAAAAAGAAGACUUGAGUAGUGGGUGUUCUAUUAAUAGAGCUCCUAGCUUUGUUCUUGCUCCGCUAGAACAGCGGACAGGAAACAGGUGCUCACUGCUGCGCUCUUCUAAGUGCUGUUCUCUCCUUGCGCAGGCCUACGCUGUCCAAGGCCAGCAUGCCAUUCCACAGCCUGAUCUCACCAAACUUCACCAGCUGGCCAUGCAGCAAAGCCCCUUCCCCAUCGCACACAGCAACCAGGGCUUCCAGGCUGGGAUGGAUGCCUCCGCACAAACUGGCUCUCACGAGCUGACCAUUCCAAACGAUCUCAUCGGCUGCAUCAUUGGUCGUCAGGGCGCAAAGAUCAAUGAGAUCCGUCAGAUGUCCGGCGCUCAGAUCAAGAUUGCAAACCCAGUGGAAGGCUCGACUGACAGACAGGUCACCAUCACCGGCUCCCACGCCAGCAUCAGCCUGGCCGAGUACCUGAUCAAUGCCCGGCUUUCCUCUGAAGCUACUGGACUUGCAGCAAACUGACAUGGAGGAUCUUCAGCGAACCUUCCCCCACCCCCUACUUUUUACCGAGAGGUCCCUUAUUGAACUCAAUGCAAAAACCAAGUACUUCGAAACUCACCGUUUUCCCCAUGCUUUGGUUAGACGCCUCCUCAGUUGUAACUACAGCAUCAUCAGGAUAUUGGUAUUUUAUUUAUUUAUUAUACUUUUAAAAUCCCUUUUGCAUAUAGUUUUGGAAGACUUCUUUCUGUUGUACUUUUUUAAUUUUCUUUUGCUGUAUAUCUGUACGAUCUUCUUGAUAUAUUGUAACGCAGAAAAAUCUGGAAAAGGCAUAAAUGUUUUUUUUUUUCUUAUGUCGGAUUUUUCUUAGAAAAUAUUUAAAAAAAUGUAGAAAAAAAAAAUGAUAACAUAGAUUGACUGUUCUUUCCCUUCCUUUUGAAAUGCAGGUAUCUAUUUAUUUUUAUUUAAUACACAGUUCCUUGUACAAUUAGAAUUGAUAAUUGCCUUUUACUAUUUGAAAGCUGUACUUCCUGAUUGAGGCGUGUUGAGGGUUUCACGGGUCUCAGGCGGCGUCGGGGCGCUGGAAAUGUUUGAGUUGAAGUCGGAAAGUCGUUUUUCCUCAUCGGUGUCGGAUUUUAAGCUACUUCCUGUCUUUUUCUCUAACCUGCUGAUUUAUUUGGUUUUUGUCAUUCCUUUGUUUCCAUCGAUCAGGACGUUCGAGCAUUGGAAUUUAAUAAGCAUGGGGUGGGCGGGGCUUGGUCAUCAUGUGGGGGGAGGGUGGGGAAGAAAAAAAAAACGGAAAAAUAUUUUCUUUUCUCGGAAAGAACACAUUGAAAUGUUUGUUUUAAAUAGAGAAAAUAUUUUUUUUAACUGCAGGGCUCGGGGAAUGCUGCAAGGGGCAAAAACUACAAAGACACGUUGGUCUUUAUAAGUAUAUUAUACUAAGAUAUUAAAUUAUGAUGAACUAGAAGGAUAACUAUAGAAUUAACACUAGUUUCCUGCUAUCUUCUUUUUGCCUGGGUCAGAUUUUUAUUUUUACUAUUCUUUGCAGGAUGAAGAAACAAGUUUUUGUGCACGUUUUCAAACUAUUGUAGAUCUGGGUGCAACUAAAUUGUUGAAGACAUGAAAUGCAGAAAUAAAAGAUGUGAAAUGCUCAAAGGAA
This is a messenger RNA of Oryzias melastigma (Indian medaka), 2501 nucleotides long. Its product is annotated as poly(rC)-binding protein 2. The record is from RefSeq and is a predicted model, not a curated record. The coding region runs from base 251 to 1363 and encodes 370 amino acids. Gene Ontology annotation, cellular component: nucleoplasm; nucleus; cytoplasm. Gene Ontology annotation, biological process: regulation of RNA metabolic process; regulation of gene expression. Lineage: Eukaryota; Metazoa; Chordata; Actinopteri; Beloniformes; Adrianichthyidae. The transcript is spliced from 12 exons. Gene Ontology annotation, molecular function: mRNA binding; single-stranded DNA binding.